UAUAUUACAAACUACAAGCAGUCGUAGAAGCGAAUAGAUUAUAGAAGUGCGAUGUAAUGUUUAUUAAAUAUAAAACUAUAUACGUAUAAAUAUAUUUUUGUUGUUUUUACAUUAAUAACCUAACAAUAAUGCAUUUUGUUCAAAGUUGGAAGAUAUUGAAAGUAAUCGGUGCUUUUAUAAUUGCAACUUAUUGCCAGGCACUCAACCAAGACAUUGGUGAGAAAUGCACAAACAAAAAUGGUAUUGUUGGAUUUUGCCAAUCAAAAAUUAAUUGUAGUGAAGACAGUAAUUUAGGAGCUGUAUGUAACUCUGAACAAACUAUUAUUUGCUGUGCUCAAAAUACUUUAAAAAAUAAGAAAAAUAUGACUUCAAGUGAUAGUCUUCAAGAGGAUCAAAUGAUACAAUCACGAUUUGGCUUUAUACCAGAUUUCUUUCAUGCAUCUUUAAUACCUCAAAAUCCAACACAAAAUAUUAAUUUUUUUAAUCAUCAAAAUAAUAAAAAUUCUGAUAUUGUUAGUAAUGUAUUUCAUCAGAAUUUAAAUACUAUGAAAUUUAUUGAAGAUAGACCUUAUCAAAAUUUAGAACAAGAUGUAGUGACCAAACCAAAUAAAAAAAAAAAUUCAUUCACUACACAAACAAAUAAUUAUGAAUUUUAUAGCAGUAAUAAUAAUAAUAAUCAUAACUCAAAUAUCCAAAAUAUUUUUGAUAGCCCUCAAACUACAAAAAUAUCUCAAAUUAAUUAUCAUUAUUCUAGUUAUGAAACACAAAGACCGAAUUUUAAUCAAAAUAACAACAAUAAUAAACGACCUAAUUAUGAAACAUAUCCUCAAAAUCAAAAUGAUUAUUAUUAUUUAAGUUCCACAACUAUAAGGCCAAAUUAUAAUCAAAAUAACAAUAAUAAUAAACGACCUAAUUAUGAAGCAUAUUCACAAAACCAAAAUAAUAAUUAUAACCCAAGUUCCACAAUAAUAAGGCCAAAUCACAAUCAAAAUAACAAUAAUAAUAAUCAACCAAAUUAUGAGACAUACCCACAAAAUCAAAAUAAUUAUCGUCCAACUAGUAGCAGUAUAUUUUUUCCCGAUGAUUCAGAUGAUUCUACUACUGAAAAUUCUUACACAAAAUUUACAACAAUCAAGAAAAAUAAUUAUGAAUAUCAAUAUAAUCCAUAUAAAAAUACAAAACGUAUCAGUGAAAUAAAAUGUGAAGAAUAUUCCAAGGCACUUACAACUACAAUUUCUGUACUGCCUUUGUCAAUUGAUGCUGCAACAAAACCAGUGUCAAUAGAAACAUGUGAUUCAACUGGUGUUGGAUUAAUCGUUGGUGGAUCUAAAGCUGAAUUAGGAGAAUUCCCACAUAUGGCAGCAAUAGAAUUCCAUACAGCAAUUGGAAAUCAAUGGAAUUGUGGUGGGACAUUAAUUAGUGAACAAUUUGUACUGACAGCUGCUCAUUGUACAAUUAGUUCACAAGGUAAUCCUGUUCGAGUAAGAUUAGGAGAACUGAAUUUACAAAAUUCUAUUGAUGGUGCUAAUCCAGUAGAUGUUGUAAUAAGUGAAAUCAUUGUACAUCCUGAUUAUGUUUCAUCACUAAGGUAUAAUGACAUAGCUCUAUUACGUUUGGAAAAGAAAGUAAAAUUUAAUAAUCACAUACGACCUGCUUGUCUUCACAACAAAGAAAAUAUAAAUUCUCCUAAAGUUACCGCUACUGGAUGGGGAAGUGUUGCAUUUGGUGAUCAUUCAAGUGAUGAAUUAUUAAAAGUAUUUUUAGAUGUAAUAGAUAAUCGACAGUGUAAUAAGUUAUAUGAAGAUCAAAAAAAAAUCCUAAAUAGAGGAAUUAUUGGUUCUAUGUUGUGCGCUGGAGAUUUAGCAGGAGGACAUGAUACUUGUUUGGGAGAUUCUGGAGGACCACUUGUAAUAAAAUCAGAACAUAAUGCAUGUGUUUUCAAUUUAAUUGGGAUAACAUCAUUUGGAAAAGGUUGUGGAACUGUUAAUUCAGCAGGAGUUUACACUAGAGUAUCAUCAUUUUUACCUUGGAUAGAAAAAAUUGUGUGGCCCUAAAAAUUAAAUAACUAAUGAAUAUGUUAUAUGCCAUAACUUAAGUAAAUAAUUAAUUUA
Molecule: messenger RNA, 2111 nt
Organism: Sipha flava (yellow sugarcane aphid)
Lineage: Eukaryota; Metazoa; Arthropoda; Insecta; Hemiptera; Aphididae
Product: serine protease Hayan-like
Exons: 7
Coding region: 129-2054 (641 amino acids)
Biological process (GO): proteolysis
Molecular function (GO): serine-type endopeptidase activity
Source: RefSeq, a predicted model, not a curated record